AUGUUCCACACCUUCCCAUCUCCUUUCCUCCCAACACCAAACCCGCCCCAACCCGAACUUCUCUCUGCACAUGCAGGUGCGGGCCAUCCGCAAUGUGAGGGCGGAGUGCCCAGUGGAACCAGCCAAAAAGUGCGAGCCAUCCGCAACGUGAGGGCGGAGUAUUCAGUGGAACCGGCCAAAAAGAUAGCCGCCACUGUCAUCGCUGCACCCGCCCUCUCUCCUGCCAUUCAGGGUGAGAGGGAUGUGCUAGCCUUGCUUGCUCGAGUUGACCCUGCCUCUCUGCACAUCACGUCGGACCAACCAGACGAGGCGGCAGCAGCAGCAUGUGUGCAUGUGGUGGCAGCAGAGGGCCUAGAGGCAUAUCUGCCCAUAGCGGACAUGGUGGACGUUCCCAAGGAGCUGCAGCGCCUGGGCAAGCAGCAGACCAAGCUCACUGCCGAUCUCAACUCCUGCCGCUCCCGCCUCUCCUCCAAGAAGUUUGUGGACAAGGCGCCAGCGGCAGUAGUGGAUGGGUUUGUGGACAAGGCGCCAGCAGCAGUAGUAGACAGAGUGAGGGUGCACGCAACUCUCCCCCAGCCUUUCCUCAAGCCUUCCCUCCCUUCCUUCCCUUCCUCGUUUCUUCAGUUUGUGGACAAGGCGCCAGCGGCAGUAGUAGACGGAGUGAGGAAGCAGGCGGAGGAGGCGGAGGAGAAACUAGCUCUUGUUAACAGACGCAUGGAGCAGCUGCAAGGCAUGGCUGCCACAACUGCUGCUAGUGCAUGA
Messenger RNA from Closterium sp. NIES-65, 762 nucleotides. Lineage: Eukaryota; Viridiplantae; Streptophyta; Zygnematophyceae; Desmidiales; Closteriaceae. The record is from the annotation of a GenBank genome assembly.